AUGGGACAAUUGGCCAAGAAAGAUCUGAUGGAACAUCAUGAUGAUGUUCAUAAGAUGCGUUCUCCAGACAUGAGACAACUGACCAGAAAAGAUCUGAUGGAACAUCAUGAUGAUGUUCAUAAGAUGUGUCCUUUAGACAUGAAACAACUGACCAGAAAAGAUCUGAUGGAACAUCAUGAUGAUGUUCAUAAGAUGUGUCCUUUAGACAUGAGACAACUGGCCAAGAAAGAUCUGAUGGAACAUCAUGAUGAUGUUCAUAAGAUGUGUCCUCCAGACAUGGGACAAUUGGCCAAGAAAGAUCUGAUGGAACAUCAUGAUGAUGUUCAUAAGAUGUGUCCUGCAGACAUGAGACAACUGACCAGAAAAGAUCUGAUGGAACAUCAUGAUGAUGUUCAUAAGAUGUGUCCUUUAGACAUGAGACAACUGGCCAAGAAAGAUCUGAUGGAACAUCAUGAUGAUGUUCAUAAGAUGUAUCCUCCAGACAUGGGACAAUUGGCCAAGAAAGAUCUGAUGGAACAUCAUGAUGAUGUGGCUGGAAUGCUUCAGCCCGACUGUGUCCCCAUCACAGAGUGGAAACAGAAUGAGACCGAGUGCUUACAAGAGAUUCAGCUGCACGUGAACGAAACCGCAGGUUGUAAAAGAUUAUGGGACCAGCUUCUGUGUUGGCCCGAUGCAGAUCCCGGAGACACACUUUCCUUCACCUGUCCAGGUAUCAUCUUCCACUUCACAAAGAAAUCAGGUGUGGUGAAACGAAGUUGCACAGAUCAAGGCUGGUCUGAUCCGAUUCCACCUUAUUCAGUAGCAUGUUCAAUGGAAGAUGAUGUCUCUCUGGAUGAACUUUCCUUCUUUUCAACCAUCCAGACCAUCUACACCGUGGGUUACAGCAUCUCAACUAUCUCGCUUGCCGUCGCAAUCCUGAUUCUUCUUGCAUUCAGGAGACUCCGUUGCCCCAGGAACUACAUCCAUGUCCACCUUUUCAUCACCUUCAUCUUGAAGGCCAUUUCCAUCUUCAUCAAGGAUGUGGUUCUCCUCGAGAGUGAAGGCAGCGAUUACUGCACCUACUCCACGGCUGGAUGCAAGAUCUCCAUGGUGCUCCUUCACUACUUCACCAUGGCCAACUUCAUGUGGCUGUUAGCAGAAGCUCUGUACCUCAACUGGCUGCUUCUUUCCUCCUUUCCCCAUGGAAGGAAAUACUACUGGUGGCUUGUCCUCUUUGGAUGGGGUGUCCCGACAUUCUUCACCACGUUGUGGGCAGUACUCAAACUGCAUUUUGAAAAUGAUCUGUGCUGGGACACGAAUCAAGGUUCCCCUUACUGGUGGGUCAUCCAGGGCCCCAUCAUGCUCUCUGUUGGGAUCAAUUUCAUUCUUUUCAUCAAUAUUCUCCAAAUCCUGCUGAAAAAACUGAAUCCCAGAAAAAUCAAUUUGAACAGCUCAUUUCAGUACAGACGCCUCUCUAAGUCAACCCUGCUCCUCAUACCCUUGUUUGGGACUCAUUACAUCAUCUUCAACUUCCUGCCCGAAAACACCCAGGUGGGAGCCCGUCUCUUCUUGGAGCUGUGCAUUGGAUCAUUCCAGGGUUUCAUCGUUGCUGUUUUAUACUGUUUUCUGAAUCAAGAGGUACAAACAGAAAUUUGCCGGAAAUGGCAAGGCAACAAUUAUGAAUUUAUGAUGCCUUCUUGGAAGAAGAAGCCAAAAUGGGUGAUGCCCUCAAGUUCAGGAAUCAAAGUAGCCACCUCAAUGCUUAAGAAUUAA
Messenger RNA from Crotalus tigris (Tiger rattlesnake), 1752 nucleotides. It is a transcript of the gene GHRHR, whose product is annotated as growth hormone releasing hormone receptor. The coding region runs from base 1 to 1752 and encodes 583 amino acids. Gene Ontology annotation, biological process: adenylate cyclase-activating G protein-coupled receptor signaling pathway; cell surface receptor signaling pathway; positive regulation of cell population proliferation. Gene Ontology annotation, molecular function: growth hormone-releasing hormone receptor activity; growth factor binding; G protein-coupled peptide receptor activity. Gene Ontology annotation, cellular component: plasma membrane. The record is from RefSeq and is a predicted model, not a curated record. The transcript has 13 exons. NCBI's taxonomy places the organism in Eukaryota, Metazoa, Chordata, Lepidosauria, Squamata, Viperidae.